Melanotaenia boesemani (Boeseman's rainbowfish) is the source of this 4218-nucleotide messenger RNA. RefSeq names its product junctional adhesion molecule 3B-like. Gene Ontology annotation, biological process: angiogenesis; cell adhesion. Lineage: Eukaryota; Metazoa; Chordata; Actinopteri; Atheriniformes; Melanotaeniidae. The record is from RefSeq and is a predicted model, not a curated record. The transcript has 10 exons. Gene Ontology annotation, molecular function: protein heterodimerization activity; protein homodimerization activity. Bases 1 to 1122 code for a protein of 373 amino acids.
AUGCCACACAGACUGGAGAUUUUCAACUCACUCGGGAGCUGCGAGGAUGGGCACUUCCUGGUCCAGUACAGGCUCAGUGACAGAAUUGGAGUUGUCAUGGACCCACUGUGGUCUCCCUCUAGGUCUCUCACCCUCUCUCUAUCCUCACCAAAGCUGUUUAGGCUACUUUGCGCAUGUACGGCUAGUCAAACCGAGAAUUGCAUCGACACCAAGAUGGCGAAAACACGUCUGGCUUGUCUCCUGACUCUCCUCUCAACUCACUGCUACUUCAGCGCGUUAGCAGUGGUACUGAAAACAAAUAACAAAUCACCGUGGACAAACGAAUUUGAUAAAAUUGAGUUAUCAUGUAUGAUUGAGUCCAUUUCUACAACCAAUCCCAGAAUUGAAUGGAAGAAGAUAACAAAUGGGGGACCAAGUUAUGUGUACUUCGACAAGAAGAUCUCAGGUGACCUGGAAAACAGGGCUGUGAUCAGAGAACCGGCCACGUUACUGAUAACAAAUGCCACAAGAUCCGACACAGCCAAGUAUCGUUGUGAGGUCACCGCUCCCGAUGACCAGAAGUCAUUUGAUGAGAUUGUGAUUGACCUUGUUGUAAGAGUAAAGCCGGUGGUGCCAAAAUGCAGCGUUCCAAAGUCUGUGCCUUUCGGGAAGCCAGCUGAGAUGAGCUGCAUGGAGGAGGAGGGCUUUCCCAAGUCUCAGUACCAGUGGUUCAAGAACAAGGAGGAAAUUCCCAUUGACGCAAAAACCAGCCUCAAAUUCGUGAACUCCUCAUACACGCUCAGCGUGGAAACAGGAACUCUGAAAUUUAGUGAAGUCAGAAAAGAAGAUGCAGGCGAGUACUUCUGCCGAGCGAAGAACGACGCAGGAUACGCUGAGUGUGCGGCCCAGACGAUGGAAGUCUAUGAUAUUGAUAUCGUGGGGAUCAUACUGGGAGUGCUGGUGGUGGUCAUAGUGCUGUUAUGUAUAACAGUGGGGAUCUGCUGCGCAUACAAACAAGGCUACUUCUCCAGCCAAAAACAGACGGGGAACAAUUACAAAGUUCCAGCUAAAGGAGACGGAGUGGACUACGUCAGGACGGAGGAUGAGGGGGACUUCCGACACAAGUCGUCGUUUGUGAUCUGAAGGUGACGAGGACAUCGAGGGCCGUUGUGCUGAGUGGAAGACGUGACACGUGGGCAUGCCCUCCACGCCGGCGGACCACGGAGCUGCCACUGUUCACGCUCUGAGCUCGCAGCAUGACUGGAAUCCAACUACUCACAUUUGCCAAAGGUGACAGGAACUCGCAGGACAACAUGUAAAAAUAAUACAUGCUUAGGGACUGAGAAUAAUUUAACUUUUAUCAUCUUCAGCUGAGUUUAUUUGCAAAGUUAUGGUUCUUACUUUAAAGUUAUUGCAUGGUUCUAAACACUAACUGAGGUGGAGGAAGAGGAGGCUCCUUCCUCUGCAGGCAGUCUAUCAUGGCAACUUUCUACUGUAAACAUUUUGCUUCAAACUUCUCGUCCUUUGUAUAACAUUUCUUUUCUACUGUUAAAAUUUGUCAGACUAUUUUUGAUGGAAGAUAUUUUAAAAUGCCUAUAGAUAAAGGUUUACUUUUUUAAAUAUUUGUAAAAUACUAACAUUUGUUUCAUUUUGUUCUUUUUUUUCUUUUCUUGGGUUGUGGAUAAAAACAUGUAACACUUUAACCACUUUGCAUCAAGCUGUAAGCAUUUACACGUUUUCAAAAGAAAGAAAGACAAAAAAAACUUGUAGUUGCAUAUCAAGAUGUGCAUCCUGAUCGGUGGUCUUACAUAUUGAAUAUCUCUGCUGGGGCCCCCCCACGCUCUGUUGUGAGAGACUUCCACGUUCACGUUUGUAGAUAGUCUUAGUAUGAUGCUUUGAAGAGUGCCAGUCAAAUGCUGUGAAACACUGUACACAAUCAGUGCUGCGUUUUUCUUUAUUUUAAGUGUCCUUCUAUGCUUGCUGUUAAUCUUGUAAAUAUUGCUGUCAUACAUACGGUCUAUGUUCAGUAUUACAAUAACAACAAGAGUGAUAAUAAUAAAGUGUGUGUAAGUUAACCUUCCAGACUCAAGGGAAACAUUUUUAACUGAUAAAAAGCUAAAUUUAUUACUGAAAAGAUCUUUUAGAAAAUAAAUUAUCUCUGUUAUUAGGACUUAUUCUAACUUCUUACUCAUGACAGACUACUGAAGGUAUGAAAUGCCCAAAAGAUAAUCUUCUAAGUUUGGUUGCACUAACGAACCUCCAGUUUAACAAAUCCAGGAGGACGAUGAGAAGCUAAUCUGGUUACUAAAUCCAAAUUUGACAAUUAAACUUUAAUCAUUGCAGAGAUCUUUGCUCACCUGAAUUGUCUGGGCUGAUUAAGUAUUAAAAGAAAAGGUGGAAACAUUUAUCUUCUUCUCAAAAAAACACUGUUUGCCAGCUUGAUAAAAAGUUCAACUCCAGUAGAAGUCGGAGUCUUUAUUUGUUCCCCACAGUGUUCCAGACUAAAUAAGAUGGGGUGCACCUUUUCUCUUGGGGAGCAACCUGUAGUGGUCAUCAAACCUUUUCAAUGUUGUCUAGAUGACCUUUACUCAUCUUUGAUCGCCUGAAGGAAAAAGUGCUUCCUAUUCAGGCAAGAUGAAGAUAUAAGCUCAGCAGUGGGAAGUCUGAUCAGUCCGUCUGACUUUAUUCAAGGAGCCUCAUUAAGUUAAAUAGAGGAGACAUUUUAGAUGUUUUUUUUCAAUCUCAGCUCAGUUUAAGAUUGUUUUAAUUCUUUGGUUAAACUUUAAUCAUGAUUUUAAAAAAUUAAUCAUUUUCAUGCAACCAAGCCUCCAUUUAUUUUUAUCUUUUUUUAAUGGAUCCUCAUUGUUGGUCCUCUCAGCAAAGCUGAAGACAAACAGACCUGAUCCUGGUUCAGUUACAGUGAAAUACAUCUGGAAGGAGUCUGGAGGGUUGACAGCUGUACUGAUUGUAAAUAAGUAUUUCUGUUUUCUUGUUUUUGUUUUGGUUUUUUUCUCUCACACAAGAUUAUGUAAGUUGGUGACAAAUGAAAAAAAUUGAGGCGAUAUGAAACUCUUUCCAUUUUUAAGACUGAAAAAGUUAACAUUUCAUCAGAUCAUCAGAGGGAGUUAAAUCAUUCUUUAGAGAAAACAUCUCUCUCUCCAAACAGAUCUUUAAAAAUAAAAACAGCCUGAGUCUUGUCAGUUUUCAUAUAAUUUUCUAUUGUUUAAUAAUCAGCAGGUGGUGAAAUGUUAACUGAAUAUCAGUCGUGGGAGAGACGAUCUGCCCACCGUUUGCACAUCAGCAUCCUCACACUUAAGUGAGCACAUCACAUUGAGGAACCAUCAUGUCAAAAAGCAGUUUGCCCAAUAAGGGAUGCAACAGGAUCGUAACGCGAGAUCUAAGCUGUACAGCAUACAUUUACCCUCCUCAUGUGUACAAACUUCAUUCCUCUUAAGUGCCUUCAGAGUUGUCCAUUUCCCCCACAGCUCCUCACCUUCAGAGGCUUUUCCUUUCCCGGUUCUUUAACCAUAAGCAUGGCGUUUGAGAGGAAUGAUGCUACAGCAAAUUCCGACUUCCCUUCGUUACAUAUCUGCUCAUUUUUGUAAAUAGUUUUUUUUUUGUUGUUGUUGUUGUUUUUCAUAGAUUUGAAGGUGUAGACAUGUUGAAGUAGAAAUUGAAAAUAUUAGUGCCUAUAUAUAUAUAUAGUGGGACAUAUUUUGGUAAAGACACAUAGCACUAUCAGGCCGAACAGACAAAAACUAAAUAAAAAGGAAAAAAAGAUGAGAAAAAGAAAAAAAAGAAGUAAUUGAUAUUCAGAGUAGAGACGUUUUAACGACCUGGUUUACAGCAGGUGCAUUUGUGCUGUUAAUGUCCAAACAAAGAGCUGAAUCUGUGUUUGCUGAGGUGUCAGACAGGUGGAGUACAGGUGGACCUGCUCAUAUGAACCAAAGUUCAUGCAAAGUGUCGACUCCCUACACGACAUUUGACCCACCUGAACAAGUGUGUGCAGACUGGUUGGAUGUUUGGAGACAAAACUGGUGAGGACUGCAUUUCCACAUUAGCUCUAUCUGUCCAGGAUAGUUUCCAGUUUGUGUUACUGACUAACAACUGGUCCGUCAUGACUCUGGACUAAAUGUGCAUACAGGAGAAUGUCAAUACGGGGCCUGCUGGGGUUGCUUUCGUUCAUUUUAGAGACACUAUUUGUGAUUAAUAAAAUAAAACUCACUUCUUAUAUUAUCA